CCGUGACGCACCGCGCACGACAACACGGAGGCCCGCCGAUCGUCGGGUUGCACGAUGGUAAAAAGUUGUGGACGCGUUUAACCUAGAAAGCGACGCCCCGCUGUGCUGCAAUCGACUUCCUCAUCCUCCUCCUCGUCGUCGUCGUCUGUUGUGGCAGGAUGCACCACGCGAUCGAUCCAUCGCGUGAAAUUUAUUGCCUCUUUCCCUCUCUCGACAGCGACGAACGCGCACACGCGAGCACGCACGGACGUUAACGACGAAUAUGCGUACCGUCGAACGAACGUCGGGGAAAUCACGGGAUUUCGACGCGACGCUACACAGAGAGAUGACCGCGAUGGCAAGCGAGGCCCGCGCUUCCUACGUGACGACUCUUCGUGCCGCGCGCCACUCGACGACGACGGCGGCGGCGGCGGCAGCGACGGCAACAGUGGCGGCGGACGAUAACGACGCGAACGAUCGAACGAGGAAAAAAUAAAGGCUGACGUGGUGCACCACGGAGUGCAUGUGAAGGAUCGCCUCCUCGAAACGCGUACAACUUCCGACGACAGCGAGGUGCUGACGGAACACCGACCGGGGAACGCGAUUCUCCCUCUACCAUGGACGUCUCCGCGUUCUCCGAAGAUAACUUCGACGUGAAAGAAUGGAUCAACCGGACCUUCAAGUCCGCCGAGGCGCAGGAAAACAAAGAUGCUUUUGUUUCAUCACUAGUUAUGAAGUUGCAAUUGUAUGUACAACAAGUUAAUGGUGCCUUGGAAGAAAAUAGUCAAUCAGUUCUUUCUAGUUUACCGAGAAUAUUAAGAGACACUCAAUUGCUGCAACAAGAAACUUUAGCACUGAGAGAGAAAAUGGUUGCUGUCAAGCAAGAAAUUGCCAAGGUCGAAAAAGAUACAGCCUCCUCUAUGGCAAUGCUGGAGAAAAUUGACAGGAUAAAAACUGAGUUACAAACUGCUAAACAAGGAUUACACGAGGCUGAUAAUUGGACAGUGUUAGCAAAUGAUGUGGAAGAGGUAUUUGAAUCUGGUGAUAUAGAAGCUAUAUCUAAUAAAUUGUUUAGCAUGCAAAAAUCUUUAGCUAUGCUCGCCAACGUUGUUGAUUACGAGGAUAAAAAGCUUCAGUUGGAAGGCUUGAAAAAUCGUCUCGAGGCAAUGGCUAGUCCACGAUUGGUUCAAGCUUUUACUGCUGCUAAUCUAGAGCAAUCCAAAAUUUACGUGGACAUUUUUAGCAAAAUGGAACGUCUACCGCAACUUCUCAAAUAUUAUCACAAUUGUUUAAAAGUUUCUUUGGGGCAAGAAUGGAGACGCACUAUUGAAUUAGCGCAGGAUGAAAAUGUUACCUAUUGGCUACAUACAUAUUAUGAUAAACUGUUGUCUUCUUGGCACGAACAGGUGAAAUGGUGCCAUCAAGUAUUUCCCAAUACUUCGAUAGAUAUCCUCAUCGAAGUUUAUGCUGACCUUUUGAGGAGUCUAGAUCCUGGCAUUUUGGAAUGUAUAGAGGCUGUUUUGAAACAACAUUCGAACGCCGUACAAUUAUCUAUACUGCUCGAACUGAAGCAGAUGACGAGGCAUUUUGCCGUCAACUUGAGCGGCGCUAUCGAAACGUCGCUUCGCGGAAAAUUGCAAAACGAAAAGUUACUCUCGUUAGCGCAAGCUAUAUAUGCUCCUUACGUUCCUUAUGUCGCAAAAUAUAAUACAUUUGAGACCGCACAAUUGGAACAGCAACUGCAAUUCUUGGAUCGUUCGCAUGACGACUUAAGCGAUACUAUUAAUUCUCUUUCUCUUAGCAUUUCGAGAAUUAUGGGCUAUGCUAACGAAGCCAAUAAGCGUUGUAAGCUUUUUACAGAAGGUUGUGGAUAUCCCGGUUUACUAAAAUCAUUAAACAUUUAUUUCAACAAAUAUCUCGAAAAAUAUCAGCAAGAUUUGAGACAACUCGACCGCAAAAAAGUGAAACAAGAAGAUUGGAAUUUGUUUCAAAUGUGUCUCACAUUGAUGCAAACUAUAGGUGAUCUUUUGCAUCAAGUACAACAAUUCGAAAAGUCACUCGUGAUCGAUAUCACAGAAGCUAAUAACAAAUUGCAAAGUACAAAUGAAAGCGUUUUUUGCCAGUAUAAAAAGUUAUUGCUAACUGCAUCGGGAUGUGUUGAUCUGGAAAAUCUUGUUGCAUCUUUCCAAAGAGAGGACAAGACAAUUCUCGAUUUGAUCAUAAAAUCUAUUCAGAAACUCUGUUCUGAUUUGCAUCGCACGACGUACGAAGUCAUUUUUGCUCCGAUAUUCUCUCAACUAUUACUGGUGCAAAAAGCACCGGCCUGGUCAUUAGAGACCAACAAAAUGUCGAAUCUGAGUUUAGAUCUGCCCGAUUACAGCUUUGCUCCUCAAGAGUAUAUUACGCAAGUCGGACAGUAUCUAAUGACAUUGCCGCAGCACUUGGAGCCGUUUUUGUUGAGAGAUAAUCCGAGUUUAACGCAAGCGCUCAAGGCAGCCGAUCCACAGUACGCUCAAGGAUCGACGGAAUCCGGAUUUACAGGUAUCCUCUUGGACAUCGUUGCUCGAGGAACGUGCCAAAUGUUCCAAGAUCAGACCUUGGGCAUUUGUCAACUUAACUCUGUUGCUUGUAAGCAGCUCGCAACUGAUAUUGACUAUCUCGGUAAUGUGUUGGAGGAGCUCGGUCUGUGUUUAUCGGAGAAUCUGCAACACAUGUCAUUAUUACUGAGAUUACAGCCGGAGGAUUAUCAGAGCGGUAGCUCAGGAUGCAAUGCCCGUGUCGUGGCUGCUGUCAGACAAAUGCGCAAUAUUACGUCUUCCGGCUGAUGUUAAAUCCGUCUUUAAUAUAUCUUUGGCCAAUCAAUUUCAUGCAGCAUUUAAGCGAUAUCCAGAAGUUUUCUAUAUUGUAAAAAGUAAAAUUAUGUAAUAUAUAUGAACAUAAACUU
Messenger RNA from Linepithema humile (Argentine ant), 2923 nucleotides. RefSeq names its product conserved oligomeric Golgi complex subunit 7 (gene Cog7). Gene Ontology annotation, cellular component: COG complex. The record is from RefSeq and is a predicted model, not a curated record. NCBI's taxonomy places the organism in Eukaryota, Metazoa, Arthropoda, Insecta, Hymenoptera, Formicidae. Gene Ontology annotation, biological process: Golgi organization; intracellular protein transport; retrograde vesicle-mediated transport, Golgi to endoplasmic reticulum.